AUGGGAGGCUUAGUGGGAGAAAAAGAAUUGGGUUCGAAACAUUUCUGGAAGAGGUGGGAAUUUGAUGAUCCACGGGAUGCAGACGAUGCAGUGUAUGAGCUAAAUGGAAAGGAAUUGUGUGGUGAACGAGUAAUUCUCGAAUUUUCGCGGCGGGGUCCGCGAAGUCGCAUGGGUUACGGCGGUGGUUUUGAUCGAUUUCCUCCUCCAAGACGUGAAUCAAGGCCGGUAUAUGGUCCACCACAGCAGACUCGCUAUCGACUGAUCGUAGAAAACCUUUCGUCGCGUUGUUCGUGGCAGGAUCUCAAGGACAUUAUGCGAACCGCCGGUGAGGUAACAUUUGCUGAUGCGCAUAAACAGCAUGCCAAUGAAGGGAUCGUAUGCUUUUUGACACGCGAGGAUCUCGAAAGAGCAUUGGAUAAGUUGCAAGGGAAGGAAGUAAAUGGGCGCAAAUUAAAACUGAUCGACGAUUCGGAGAGACGUGAAAGCCGGAGCCGUUCGCGUUCACGUCGUUCCCAUACGCGUUCGCGCAGCUCCCGUCGCAGUACGCGCAGCCGUUCAACACGUUCACGUACUCGCACACGGUCGCGUUCGGCAACACCAAAGAAAGAUGGCAACGACUCGAAUUCGAGAAGUCGUUCGCCCGGGACCCAUUCAGCACGAUCAUAUUCACACUCCCAUGAGGAGCGGUCUCCAGAAAUAAAUGGUAACGAAGUUACUGCAGAACGUACGGAAAACGGUGGUAGCGGUGGUGAAGCUGGUGCUGGCAGUGCUGCGGAGGAUGAGCCAAUGUCGGAUAGUAAUCCCGGACCAGGCAGUACCGAUAAUGAUUGA
Gongylonema pulchrum is the source of this 831-nucleotide messenger RNA. The record is from the annotation of a GenBank genome assembly. Lineage: Eukaryota; Metazoa; Nematoda; Chromadorea; Rhabditida; Gongylonematidae.